AGGACAGUGCCAUUGUGAGAAAGGCGCUUCUGAUUCGGGAAUAAUUUAGCCAUAGAAAGCACCCAUCUGGUGCUUUCUAUUUGAGUAAAAUAGUUUUUCUUCUGGUACCUUGUACAUAAAUGAACUCUGGGGGGCGGCACUAGCAUUCUGUACUGUUAUGUGUGCGUGUGGUCAGAAGUUAGUUUCUGGAAACCGUGAUCAUAAGGAACCUUGAACUUUUUUCCAAUAGAUGUGCAGACUUUACGGGAAAAUAGCUCGACCCCCUCCAAAAACGCGCAUGCGCUGGGUUUGUGUACAUUCCUCAUAAAGAUGGCGCAUUUCCAGUGUGAUAAGGAUCCCAGAGAUCUUGGAUGCGCACCGGGACAGGAGGAAAUAUGAUCUGCACCCUUAGCUUAGAGUAGGCGCGUACUGUGUGUAGAUAAACAGGUGAAAACGGACACGUUACGCUGCCCGAGUAUCGGAGCGUCUUCUGACUCGGCCGCAGCUGCGCUCUAGCUGAGGAGGGGGAUUCCUAUCUCUACAGCAGCAGCAGCUGGUCUGUGCCGCUUUGGGUAAAUUACAGCUUCCGACGAGCUGCCAGUUCUGAAAAACAAAACUCCGCAUUUGAAGAACCCUGCCAGAGGCUUCAUCUAUGAUACCUUCUGGGUUUCAGUGAUCAUUAUCAGGUGGAUAAGCUUUUCCUCUCUGACAACACAUCAGCAUAAUUUAAGCACGGUGAUAAAGAGAUAAAUGGAGCUGAAGGAGACCCGUGUUAGCGUUGGAGGCCAUGGCUGACCACACUCCUCCUUUGGAGCCCAGCCCUCGGAUCAGCGGUGACCUGUCCCUCCUGGCCCCCCCUCCGCCACCCUCCAUGGUCAAUGGAGAUGGAGCUCAGCAGCAAGUGAAAUGCAUGCCCGAUUGGAUUAAAAUCAGGAGAUUGACUUGGCCAGUCUCAGACUUUCAAAACUGUAAGGUGAUCUUAGUGCAGGUGAACCCCGGCGAAUCCUUCACGAUACGACGCGAGGAUGGUCACAUCCAGUGUAUCACAGACUGGAAACAACGCCAUGAAAGAAGCCUGCUCUUGAGUGCCGGAGGUCCAGCUCAGGUACCGAUGAUGUCCCCAAAUGGUUCAGUGCCUCCAAUAUAUGUGCCUCCUGGAUACGUCUCGCAGAUCAUCGAGGAGAAUGGCGUGCGGCGUGUCCUGGUCUUACCUCAGCCGGAGUUCCACCCCGGGAGCCACUCGCCGCUGCACCCGCCAACCCACCCGCCCCUGCCCGCCUUCAUCCCGCACCACGCCAUGAUGCCGCCCCCCCACCACCACCUGUACUCCACGGUGAGCGGGGCCGGCGACAUGGGUACGCAGUACAUCCCCCAGUACCACGCGCCGCACGUCUUCACCGAGCAAGAAUCUCAUUCUCCUCAUGGAAGACCGGCCUUUGUUCACCGGGAUGAAAGGACCAGUAAAACGUACGAACGUUUGCAGAAAAAGCUCAAGGAGAGGCAGGGGGGCGGACAGACAAAGGACAAAUCAAGCAGCCCCCCCUCGUCCCCACAGAAGGAUGGCUGUGACUCCCCAGUGGACAUCCAGAACGGUCUGGCCAAAGGACAACAGGCGCCAAGUACAGCAGCAGGAGAGGCCAAAGUCAAGCAGAUUGGCAAAGUGAAAGGCAGCCCGCGCAUAGACCCAGAAUCAGAAGAGCUCGAUGAAGAAUCGAAGGCCCUCCAAGCCCUGCUCUCCAAUAUAGCCAAGCCAGUGGUGUUGGACAUCGAGGCUCGAACUGCAGUCCUCACUUGGUCUCCACCUUCUCCAGAGGUGAAUGGGGAAAGCGACAUGGCCAGUAUUCCUGAGGUUUUAUCUUAUGAAGUUACUGUUUCUUACAGUGGGAAAGAUGGCAAAUUCAAGACCGCAUACAGUGGUGAAGAGCUAAGUGCAGCCUUAGAAGACCUUAGACCAGCAACAGAUUACCAUGCAAGAGUCCAGGUGUUUUGCAACUGUUUACAAGGGAGUCCGUCUGAAGCUGUGAGUUUUACCACUUUGAGCUGUGAGCCGGACACUCCCAGCCCUCCGCGGAAGACCAGCGGGACCAAGAAUACUCUUGUUCUGCAGUGGAAGGCUCCAUGUGACAAUGGUUCCAAAAUCCAAAACUACGUUCUGGAAUGGGAUGAGGGAAAAGGGACAGGGGACUUUGAGCAAUGCUACUAUGGGCCUCAGAAGCAGCAUCGAGUGACCAAGCUAUCACCAGCUUCAAAAUAUUCCUUCCGUCUGGCAGCCAAAAACGACAUGGGCAUAAGCGGCUUCAGUGAAGCCAUCGAUUUUUACACCUCAGGCAGCGUUCCAGCUACACCAGCAAGCCCAGAGCUCAUCAAAGCUGGGGUGACCUGGCUGUACUUGCAGUGGCGGAGACCCCUGGGAGGCCCCUCGGAGGAUGACAUCUCCUACAUCCUGGAGAUGGAGGAAGAGAGCUCGGGAUAUGGGUUCAAGCCAAAAUAUGACGGAGAUGAACUCUCUAGCACAAUAAAAAACCUUCGCCGUAGUACCAAGUACAGGGUUCGGGUGACGGCAUACAACUCGGAAGGGAAGAGCGGAGCCAGCCAAGCAGUGGAGUUCCACACCUGCCCAGACAAGCCUGGAGCUCCCUGCAGGCCAGCCGUCAAGGGCAAAGUUCAUGCCAACAGCUUCAAGAUGACCUGGGAUGCUCCCAAAGAUGAUGGAGGAUCACCAGUCACAAAGUACGUUGUGGAGAUGGCAGAAGGUACUAAUGGGAACACAUGGGAGAUGGUGUACAGUGGGUCCAUGAUGGAGCAUACAUGCGAUCACCUGAAGCCAGGCAGUGCCUAUCAAUUGCGAGUAUACUGUAUCAGCAAAGGAGGCCAAAGCCCGCUGUCUGAGACUCUGCUUGUUCAGACUCCCGCAGUCCCGCCGGGCCCCUGUUUACCCCCCAGGGUUGUGGGAAAGCCGAGAGCCCGCGAAGUACAGCUGCGCUGGGGGGCUCCGCCGGUGGACGGAGGGUCUCCUGUGUCUUGCUACAGCCUGGAGGUGUGUCCAGCACAGACCGAGGAGCACAGGGAGGUGUACCAGGGCCCGGAGCUGGAGUGCACCAUCGUCAGCCUUCUGCCAGGAAGGACCUACUGCUUCAGACUGAGAGCCGCCAACAAGGCUGGGUACGGGCCCUUCUCCGAGCGCUGUGAAGUGACGACGGCUCCAGGAGCCCCGGAUCAGUGCAAGUCUCCCCACGUUGCUUGCAAGUCCCCCACAUGUGCAAUAGUGAGCUGGGAGCCCCCAGCUGGCAAUGGUGCUAAUGUCACAGAGUACCGCCUGGAGUGGGGAGCAGCAGAAGGCUGCAUGCAGAUCUGCUACUCUGGACCUGCUUUGUCCCAUGAAAUGAAAGGGCUUUUGCCAGCAACUACCUACUUCUGUAGAACACAGGCAGUAAACGUUGCUGGGGCUGGCCCAUUCAGUGAAGUGGUGCUGUGCAUCACUCCAUCCUCUGUCCCGGCAGCAGUGAGCUCCUUGCAGGCCGCCGACGAGAGUGAGAUCGACAGUCCGCACUACUGCCCUUCCACCUGCCUGGCCCUGCAGUGGGAACCCCCCUGCGACCACGGGUCCGAGAUCACGUCUUACUGCAUUGACCUGGGGGACAGGCAGCCCAUCAUGGUGUGCAGGACCAACAGCUACAUGAUCGAGAACCUUCAGCCUGACACGAGUUACAGGAUACGAAUUCAGGCUCUGAACAGCAUCGGCGCAGGGCCAUUCAGCCACACCAUCAAGCUGAAGACCAAGCCUCUGCCGCCCCAGCCCCCCCGGCUGGAGUGCACAGCCUUCAGCCACCAGAACCUGAAGCUCAAGUGGGGGGAAGGCACUGCCAAAGCUCUGUCCACAGACUCCAUUCAGUACCACCUCCAGAUGGAGGACAGGAAUGGAAGAUUUGUAUCCUUGUAUAGAGGACCAUGCCACACUCACAAAGUCCAGAGGCUCAAUGAGUCCACCUCCUACAAGUUCCGCAUUCAGGCCUUUAAUGAAGCAGGCGAAGGGCCCUUUUCUACUGUUUACACUUUCACAACUCCCAGGUCCUCUCCUGCACCUCUGAAAGCUCCCAGAAUAGAGCAACUGGAUGACCAUUCCUGUGAGGUGACGUGGGAAGCCGUCCAGCCUAUGAAGGGGGACCCUAUUAUUUACAGCCUUCAGUCCAUGAUUGGGAACACGGAGUUCAAGCAGAUCUACAGAGGCCCGGCCACGUCCUUUCACGUUUCAGGGCUCCAGGUGAACUGUGAAUACCGUUUCCGGGCCUGCGCCAUCCGCCAGUGCCAAUCUCCCUCGGGGCCCCAGGAGCUUGCAGGCCCCUACAGCGCCACCGUCUCCUUCUCCUCGCCCAGGAGCGACCUGCCUUCCAGUGGCGCCAAGAACACUGUGGAAGUGGCGAGGACCAAACGCACACUGAGUGAUGAACAGUGUGCGGCCGUCAUCCUCGUGCUGUUCGCGAUCAUAUCCAUCCUGAUUGCCUUCGUCAUCCAGUACUUUGUCAUCAAGUGACGUGCCCGCCACCAAAAAAACAAAAAACAAACAACUUUGACCUUAAUCACUUUCCCUUCUCUCUUACCCCUCCCGGCUUUAAAAACAUUGUACUGUGAUUCCAACUUCUGUUAAAUUCACUCUUUGCCACAGUGUAGGCAUGCUAGGCCAUCGUUUCCCCACUGUUUUCCUGAAGACAUAGCGCUUGCAUUGUGCAGUAGAGGGCCCUGGCAGUUUUUGAAGAGGAACCUUUUUUAAAACUCGGUAGUCUUUCCCAGGUUUGGGGGUGGAUAUUUGCAUUGCGAGGCAAAGUUAAGCGACUGCACCUUCCGAAUUUCUUUUAAUUUGUUGACAGUUAAUAGCACCAUUCCAUUUUGUUUUUCUUUGUGUGUGUCAAUUUUUAUUGACGAAAGGAGAAGAAACCGUUGUUCUCUUUUUUUUUCCCUUGUUUUUUUUAGAUUUGUUUUAAUUUUCCCCUGUGAAAUUUAACAAGGAAUCCUCUUUCGCCGUGGCCAGUGAGCAUGUAAAGUAAAAAAGGAUGCCAGCCCAGAUUCAGUGAAAUCAGUGUGAUGGCCUGAGUAGACAUGCAAUUCUUUAUUCUUAAGUGCCAGAGCUGGAGUUUCUUUUUUUAAGAUGAAAAGCAGAAGACCCAUGAAGUGUACAGCAAAUAAAUAGGUAUAUUAAUCUAUUGUUAGUAUUGUAUAACACUCAUUUAGCACUUUUGAAUACUUUUGAGUCCAGAGUGUGUGAGGAUGCAAACGUGACUGUGAAAGGUAAUAUUUGAUAUAUUUUUGUAAGAAACAUGGACCUGUUUAUCAGGGCUUUGUGAAGGGGGGGCAUAAGAGGGAAAAUGGAGUUUGCAUUUUUUAACAUGUAGCUGCUUUAAUCCAAACUUUUGAGUUCAGCGCAAAAGCUUGUCGAAGUCUCCCUUGAGUUUAAGAGAAAAAAAAAAAAGAGAAUUUGCACCUUGUACAAAAAAUGGCUGACUGCAUGUGGUGUUUGUGAUGCGUUUCUAGAACACUUCUUUCAGUGUGCAAAGCCCUAACUGUGUAUUGUGAGUUUUUUGCAAUGUUGUACCACUGAAUCGUACCUGUCAAAAUCUUUCAUCUUCAAAGUCUGAAAAUUAAAACUGCAUUAGGAAGCUUAACAGUCUGAAUGACUCUUAACAUGAGGGUUACCAGAAUUUAAUUACCUGGAAUUAAUUCACACUUAAUGUGAUAAUCUGUGUACACUUCUGCAGUUUCAGUUUCUUUUGUUUCUUGUUUUUAUUUUCUGAAGAUUUUUCUGAGAUUUUUGUCUCUUUUGUUUUAGUGAUAUUUGUGUUCAUUGAUUUGUGUAAAACACUUUUUAAUUAUGAAAUCAUAUUUAGCACUCAGUAUUCAUCCUGUUUAACGUCAUCAGCAUUAUUUUUAAGUUAAUUAUUUUCUGAGGGGAUAAUAAUAAUGGUUUCUUGCCUGUUAAUUGUCUAUGUUGUUACACGUACUUCCUAUAAAUUCAGAACUUGACACUUUUUGUGUUACAUUCUUUCUCACUGACCGCAAACAGCAACCUGUCACAGUUUUGCUGUCUGACCUUCAGAGUUGAUGUUGUGCUUGGCUGUUGGCCGAUGUGUUACUUGCUGUUGCAGCAGUUUUAACAAUGCUGGUACCUUGUCAAAUGUCUUUAAAAUACACAAAAAAUAUAAUAUUGCAAUGAAUCUGCUGCCCUGCAAAUGGCUUCUGUUUGUCAUAGUAAAAUUCAAAUUCCUAUUUUUGAUAGUGCAAAAUGUAAUUGCAAGUUGUGCCAUUCAGAUAUUCCCCUUUUGCAGUUUGCUGCAUUGGGGAAAGAAAUAAUUUUAUGUAAUUUUAAUGUUUGCAGUUACCUCAUAUACUGUACAUUCCAAAAAAAAAUCCAAACUUGAUAUAAAUAUUACCAAACAUAUCACUUGUACAAUGUCAGACUUCGUAAUGAAAACUGUAUAAUCUCAUAAAUAUGUAUCUAAACUGUAACUCUAUAGCCAUGAUAUCUACAAGAAAGAUCCAUGACAAUAAAAGAUCUAUAAUUCUUA
This is a messenger RNA of Lepisosteus oculatus (spotted gar), 6536 nucleotides long. It is a transcript of the gene fndc3a, whose product is annotated as fibronectin type III domain containing 3A. The record is from RefSeq and is a predicted model, not a curated record. Lineage: Eukaryota; Metazoa; Chordata; Actinopteri; Semionotiformes; Lepisosteidae. Gene Ontology annotation, biological process: spermatid development. Gene Ontology annotation, cellular component: cytoplasm; membrane; intracellular membrane-bounded organelle. Gene Ontology annotation, molecular function: protein binding.